GUGAAAUGGCCGACUCGAAUUAUGAGUUUGUCAUUCACUCACAUCUAUCUUGUUAUCUCCGAUUCUCUUUAGAGCCUAGUCUCUCUCUGACAGUCGACACGCCUUAGCAUACCUUUUUCACUGUGUAGAACUUAAAAGUGAAAAUUGAGUCCUCGGAAAGAAAGAGAAAGAAGGAGACUUCGAUCGACCGAGAUCGAGGAGGAGAGAUAAAGAGAGAGAAAGAGAAGCACCAUCACCAUCAGAAGAAGACUAAGAAGAUGGCAACGAAGAACCAAGUUAGGGCAUCUCACAUACUCAUUAAGCAUCAAGGUUCUCGCAGAAAGGCUUCUUGGAAAGAUCCUGAAGGUCGCAUUAUCAUGAAUACCACCAAAGAAUCUGCUAUUUCUCAGCUCAAAUCUAUUCGCGAUGAUAUUCUUUCUGGCAAACAAACCUUCGAUGAUGUCGCUUCUCGCAUUUCCGAUUGUAGCUCUGCUAAGCGCCGCGGCGAUCUAGGUCCCUUUGGUCCAGGUCAAAUGCAAAAACCUUUUGAAGAUGCAACGUUUGCACUAGAGAUUGGUGAAAUAAGUGACAUUGUUGAGACAGACAGUGGAGUUCACAUCAUCAAGAGAACAGGCUGAAACCUGUAAUCUAUUUAUGGCACCUGUUGCUUCUGAUUGUUUUCUGUUGUAAUAUGCCUUCCAUUUUCUAGAAGGCAAGUGCUAGGAUGUACUGUGCUUUUUACAAGUGCAAAACUUGCCGAUCUCCAGUUUUUGUGUUGAGAUAAAUUCUGAAUGGGACUUGUUUCUGAACAAUGUUGAUUCAAUGAUAUGCGUAUUUGCUUGUUUCUUGUGCUAAAAUAAGAAAUGAGUGCCUCAAUAUUUUGUGCUGUUA
Messenger RNA from Amaranthus tricolor (Joseph's coat), 870 nucleotides. Its product is annotated as peptidyl-prolyl cis-trans isomerase Pin1-like. The record is from RefSeq and is a predicted model, not a curated record. The transcript is spliced from 2 exons. NCBI's taxonomy places the organism in Eukaryota, Viridiplantae, Streptophyta, Magnoliopsida, Caryophyllales, Amaranthaceae. Gene Ontology annotation, molecular function: peptidyl-prolyl cis-trans isomerase activity. Gene Ontology annotation, cellular component: nucleus; cytosol. Bases 258 to 617 code for a protein of 119 amino acids.